Helianthus annuus (common sunflower) is the source of this 3908-nucleotide messenger RNA. RefSeq lists its product as uncharacterized. The transcript is spliced from 20 exons. The record is from RefSeq and is a predicted model, not a curated record. NCBI's taxonomy places the organism in Eukaryota, Viridiplantae, Streptophyta, Magnoliopsida, Asterales, Asteraceae. Bases 208 to 3711 code for a protein of 1167 amino acids.
CAGCAGUCAAAAAACCCAAAACCAGCUGCUGACGACUUACCCAAGAUCCCAUUCCCAACCAUUAAACCCUCAUUCAUUCUCAUUCUCAUUCUCAAAUCAUUGAGAUCCGUUUGAUCCUCACACCGCCGGAGAUCCACCAGUCACGCUCUGCACCUCCGGUGGCGUCCACGGCCACCUCCGGCACCUUUUCUCCACAAUAUUAUUAUUAUGGAAUCAAUUCUAGCAAGAGCGCUGGAGUACACUCUCAAAUACUGGCUCAAAUCAUUCACCAGAGAUCAGUUUAAACUACAAGGACGCACCGUUCAGCUCUCCAAUUUAGAUAUAAACGGUGAUGCUUUGCACGCGAGUCUCGGAUUGCCGCCUGCGUUGAAUGUGACGACUGCUAAAGUUGGGAAGUUAGAGAUUAUACUUCCGUAUUUUAGCAAUGUGCAAGUCGAGCCGAUUGUUGUGCAAAUUGAUAAGCUUGAUUUGGUGUUGGAGGAAAAUGAUGAUUUGGAUGCGUACGGGAGUGCUGACAGUGCUCAAACGCCAUCAAGUCCCGCAAAAGGCAGUGGGUAUGGGUUUGCUGACAAGAUUGCAGAUGGAAUGACAUUGGAGGUACGGACUGUUAAUCUUUUACUUGAGACUCACGGGGGUGCUAGACGUCGUGGAGGAGCAACUUGGGCAUCACCAAUGGCGUCUAUUACUAUUCGCAAUCUCUUGCUUUAUACCACAAAUGAGAACUGGCAGGUUGUAAACCUUAAGGAAGCGAGGGACUUCUCAAAUGACAAGAAGUUUAUCUACGUGUUUAAAAAACUUGAAUGGGAGCAUCUAUCCAUCGACCUCCUGCCGCACCCCGAUAUGUUUGCAGCAUUUUCCGAAGGUGCAUUUAAGGACGAUGACGGUGCUAAGCGCGUAUUUUUUGGUGGGGAGCGGUUUCUUGAAGGAAUAUCUGGAGAAGCUUACAUUACCAUACAAAGAACAGAGCUUAAUAGUCCCCUGGGUUUGGAACUCCAGUUACAUAUUACCGAAGCAGUGUGCCCAGCUUUGAGUGAACCGGGAUUACGAGCUCUUCUUCGCUUCUUUACGGGACUGUAUGUCUGUCUAAAUAGAGGAGAUGUGAAUCCACAUGCUCAAGAGCGAUCAGCAGAAGCUGCGGGGCGUACACUGGUCUCUAUUAUGGUGGACCAUAUAUUCUUUUGCAUUAAGGAUACUGAUUUCCGGUUAGAACUUUUGAUGCAGUCACUUUUCUUUUCUCGGGCAAGUCUUUCUGAUGGAGAAAUCACCAGAUGCUUAACUCGAGUGAUGAUAGGUGGUCUGUUUUUGCGGGAUACAUUCUCUAGCCCACCAUGUGCGUUAGUGCAACCAUCAAUGCAGGAUGCUGCAGAGGAACCGCUUCACGUUCCAGAUUUUGGCAAGAAUUUUUGUCCACCGAUAUAUCCUUUAGGGGAUCAACAAUGGAGAUUAAAUGAUCAUGCUCCACUCAUAUCUCUCCAUAGUCUUCAGUUUAUUCCUGCACCUACCCCUCCAUCCUUCUCUUCACAAACUGUCAUCGACUGCCAGCCUCUUAUGAUACAUCUUCAAGAAGAAUCAUGUCUAAGAAUAUCAUCCUUACUAGCCGAUGGAAUUUUGGUCAAUCACGGUGACAUUUCACCGGACUUCUCUAUCAGCUCACUCGAAUUCAAAGUCAAAGGAUUAGACAUCACCGUUCCACUCGUAAACGAGAGCUCCUUCACCGGAGCACGGCUUCAUAUUGAGAACCUAUACUUUCAAGACUCGCCGUCCCUACGCCUCAAACUACUCAAUCUUGAUAAAGAUCCGGCGUGUUUCUGUCUAUGGAAAGGCCAGCCCAUUGACUCCAGCCAAAGGAAGUGGACAGCUGGCGCUUCUCUUAUAAACAUGUCUCUAGAAACACAUAAUAACAAUAACUCGAAAAAAGUUAACGGGUCGCGUUCACACUGUUCAGAGUUUUGGAGAUGUGUAGAGAUGAAAGACGUUUGCGUUCAGGUAGCGAUGGUAACGGCAGACGGAAGCCCGUUAACCGAUGUUCCUCCGCCAGGAGGCGUUGUUAGGGUCGGAGUUGCGUGUGAACAAUAUCUUUCCAACACCUCAGUUGAACAGUUAUUCUUUGUGUUGGAUCUUUAUACGUAUUUUGGAACGGUCAGCGAGAAACUGGCCAAGGUGGGAAAAGAUAAACGAAAAAAAUCGGUGAAACGUGAGUUAUCCGAUGGAAGUUUGAUCGAAAAAGUUCCUGGUGAUACUGCUGUUAGCUUAUCGGUUAAGGACCUAAUGUUAACGUUUCUAGAAUCUUCGUCUUUGGAUAUUCAGGGAAUGCCGUUAGUUCAGUUUAUUGGUGAUGAUUUGUUCAUGGAAGUUACUCAUAGGACGUUGGGUGGGGCCAUGGCUAUUUCAUCAACUUUAAGGUGGGACCGGGUCCAGGUGGAUUGUACGGAAACUGAGGAAAAUUCGAUAAAUGCAAAUGGUGUAAUGCCGAAUGACUAUCAUAAACUGAGAGCUGUAUUUUGGGUGCAAAAUGGAAGGGAUUUUCCGUUUUUGGAUUUACGUAUGGUACAUGUUAUUCCGUAUAACGCACGGGAUACGGAGUGUCAUAGUUUAAGUGUGUCGGCGUGUAUAGCAGGUGUACGUCUUGCUGGUGGAAUGAACUAUGCUGAAGCUUUGCUCCACCGGUUCGGAAUUCUAGGUCCGGAUGGUGGGCCAGGGGUUGGGCUUUCUAAGGGUUUGGAGCAUUUAUCAUCUGGCCCGUUUUCAAAGCUUUUUAAAGCAUCACCUCUGCUAGAGAGUAAAAGUGAAAAAAUGGAGGAAGAGAAGCAUAGUGGUUACUUGCAGUUGGGCCCACCGGAUGAUGUGGAUGUAUCGUUAGAACUGAGAGACUGGUUAUUUGCGUUGGAGGGUGCUGAGGUGGCAGAAAAAUGGCGGUUCGACAAUUCCGAAGAUUCUUAUAGAGAAGAGAGGUGCUGGCACACGACUUUUGACAGUUUUCAAGUUAAAGCAAACAGCAGCAAAAAACACUCGGUUAAUAGUAAAAAGAUAUCGCCUGGAGCAUUGAAGUAUCCUGUUGAAUCAGUGACGGUCGGUGUUGAAGGCUUGAAGACAUUGAAACCCCAGAAGCAAAAAGGAAACGCACUCGCAAACGGGCACACACAAGCUGUCGAGUCACAUGGUGGGGUUGAUCUCGAAGCUGACAUAGUGUUAAAUGAAGAUGAUGGUGCCAAUGGGGCGAUCAAAUGGGUAGUGGAAAGCUUAAAGUUUUCCGUGAAACAUCCGGUUGAGGCAAUUGUAACGAAGGAUGAACUGCAACAUGUUGCUCAACUAUGUAAGUCAGAAGUAGAUUCAAUGGGGCGAAUAACUGCGGGUGUUUUGCGCGUGUUAAAGUUAGAAGGAUCGGUUGGUCAGACGGCAAUGGAUCAGCUAAGCAACCUCGGAAGUGAAGGGUUUGACAACAUCUUCUCACACAGAUACAGUAACGGUUCUAGUGUCGGUUUGAUUCCCUCUUCUCUUUUGGCUUCAGAUAACCGACAUGCUUCAUCCCCCGAUCCAACACUAAGUUCACUUGAAGCUGCUUUAUUAGAUUCAAAAUCGAAUUGCGCAGCCCUUGCUGCCGAAUUAAGCAGAACUGAAUCUUCCAAACAACACCUUGAUAGUGUAGAACAACUUGCGCAGAAACUGGAGAGUAUGCAGAAAUUGUUAUCGGAGUUGCAGAGUCGGGUAUAAUUUGUAAUAUUUUUGGCUUUUUUGUUAUGGUCAUACAGUUUGAUGAUAAUAUGGUUCAUAUUUUCUAUGUAUUCUUUAAUGUAUAUAGUGAAUAUAUACACAUAUUUACAAGUGUAAGUGCCAAAGUAGGCAUGUCAGGAAAUUUUGCGAGAACAUUGUUAAAUUGUGUAAAAGUUAUAUUUUCUUGACACUCGGUU